AUUGUAUUUUGUCUGUCACCUUCUUGAACUUCCCUUUUCAAAAUAUCUUAAAACUGAUAUUACUUGUGUGCCUGUGUAUGUGAAGAAUGAAGGGGUUUGCCGUUUUCUGCUCGCUCGCUUCCCUGGUCUUUGUUUGGUCAACGUCAUGUGCAGCUGAAGGGAAUGCCUCGGAAAGUACCUUGGACAGUGUUUUACCGGAAAAUUUGAAAGACCACACAUUUAAUGUGUUGCAAUUUGAGCCCAGACCUGUUACAGGCACUUGUCGUUGUGUGAAUGCUUCAUGUGGAUGUUGUCAGACAUUGUCCAUUGCAAAAUUACAUAUAAAGAAAGAAGUUUGUAUCAACGUUAAGUAUCUGAAGAAAGAGAUUGGAUUUCUUUUGACCGUCACUUUGGAUGGAAAACCAAUACUAAAGAAAGAGGUGUCAGUCCAAAAUCCACCACCGAUCUGCCUCAAAGUUCCUCUCGUGAAGAAGCUAAAGAAACUUGCAAGUAUAUGUAUAGAGUUUUCCGAAGUUCAUGUUGGGAAGGAUGGCUUAUCUGGAUGUUCUGAGCUUACUGUACACUUUGUUUUCAUCAAAGUGGUAAAGUUAAAGUUGGGCUGCUUCAAAAUUCCAUUCUCUGAAUACGAAUUGAAUAUGAUUCACCAGCAAGGAGUUGAAUAUUUGCUACCAGGUAUCGUCCAGCCAGAUGGAUCGAAAACUGAGAAUAGGGAUUUUCCCAACAGUAUUUUUUUGCAGAAUAAUGAUGAAUGGAACAAGAAGUUAUAUGAAAGAAAGUCUGAUUUCAACAUUUUACCAAAGGAUCAGCCAGCAGAAAAAAUACCUAUUGGUGACGAAAUAUCUUUUGGUGAUGAAAUAGUAGCCACAGAAGAUGGAUGCCAUUGCACCGGGGAAACUUGUAAUUGUUGCAAAACGGUGUCCCUGAAAUUCCUUUCAUUGACAAAACAAGUAUGUGUCAACCUUGUAUUUGACCAGCAGGGUCUGGGAUUUGAACUCCAGCUUUCGAUUGACGGAAAGGUAAUCCUUCAUCAAAAAGUUGAAGCAAAGAAUCCAUCACCUGUUUGUAUCAAUAUUCCCUUGCAUGGAAUGGAAGUCAAAGCUUGUAUUGAAUUCACGAACUUGAAAGUGAGCAGUAGUGGCAUGUCUGGGUGUCUGGAUCUUAGCGCAAAGAUCAAGCGAGAAUACAAGUUCCAACUUGGAUGCUUCAAAAUUCCUCCUUCAGAUCAUUCCCUUAGCGACCUAUUAUCUGAAAGUGGGGUUAUUGAUACAACAGGGGAUGGAUGCACGUGUUCUGCUAAUGGUUGCAACUGUUGCAAGACGGUGACGAUGAAAGGAAUCACAAAGACAGUGUGUAUUAAUCUGAUUUACAAAGGCUUGGAAAUCGACGUUAAACUCCAAGUUGACGGAAAAGUUUAUUUUACCAAGGAAUUCGAAGUAAAGAGUCCACCACCAAACAUGUGUACAACCAUUAACAUCAAAGGCACAUCUGUUAAGGUUUGUGUUCAGCUGACUGAAUUCAAGGUCGAAAGCAAAGACGUGUCUGGAUGUGUUGGUGCUUCCGCUUCAGCAUUUGGUCAACAUUACAACAUUAAACUCGGAUGCUUCAAGAUGUCACCUGCUCAGUACAGAAUAUUCAAAUCAUCUUACAUCUUUGAAAGUGAAAUAGAUUAUGCAAAAUGAGAGUUCCUGUCUUUAAUCACACAUUCAUGUUUUUCUCAAUGUUGCAAAGGAAUGAAUUACAAUACAGUGAAACAUGCCAACAACAAAUGAGUAUAUCGGUUUUGCUUCAGUAUAAUUUGAAAAAAUACGUUACAUAUUAAACACUUUGUUUACAACUCCAGAAUUAUAUGGUAGUAAUUUUUAAUUUUAGUUUUGAUAUAUUUUGGAAAGAUGACUGAAAUCGUAAAUUUAGAGAAUAAUAUUUCAGUUUAUUAUAAUUUUGGUCCUAUCGUGACUCAGUCUAGGAGAAGAUGAUAUUACAAUGAAAUCUAUCUCAAAAUAACACAAAAAUAUCAAAUACUGAAGGAGAAUACAUGUAUUGCUUGUAUCAUUUAUCUUUGCUGAACCAAAUCUUUGAAGUAAAUACUGGGUGCUAAUUGAUGAAUGUUAAUUUUUGAAUAAAUACAUCCGUUUAAACACAAAAUAAAAUUGUAAAAUCUUCAGUAAUAUCAAGUAAAUUUUUUAAAUGAAAAAACCCAAAUACCCAGUUUUUGUACAUUUUUGAAAACUAAUAACAUUAAUGAAUUUGAAUAUAAUUUCUCCCAUCCGUAAAAGAAACAAGAAAAAGGACCUUAAGUUUAAGAAAAGCUAUUGUAGUGAUUUUGGAGACUAAAAUAAGGCAGUUGCUAAUAUUUUUAAUAAUUCAAGAUAAUGAGUUUUACAAUUUUAUCAUCUAUGGAAAUUGAUAUGAAUAUGUAUGAUUUCCUAAGGAUAAUUUAUUUUGAUAAUUGCAUUAUCUUCAAUUAUCUAGCACUUAUUUCUUUUAAAAGCAGGCAUUAAACUGGGAAAUACAGACUGGCAGAUUUGUUUAAAAUUUUCCUUUUCAACUUGCAUGGAUUUUUUCAUUAUAUAUUUUGUUUGUACAUUUUACUUUGUAUUGCUAUUUCUUUGUUUGUUUGCAAUAAAUAUUCAAUUUCUUA
Molecule: messenger RNA, 2638 nt
Organism: Mytilus californianus (California mussel)
Lineage: Eukaryota; Metazoa; Mollusca; Bivalvia; Mytilida; Mytilidae
Exons: 11
Coding region: 87-1679 (530 amino acids)
Source: RefSeq, a predicted model, not a curated record